Molecule: messenger RNA, 5816 nt
Organism: Ictalurus furcatus (blue catfish)
Lineage: Eukaryota; Metazoa; Chordata; Actinopteri; Siluriformes; Ictaluridae
Gene: abhd17ab
Product: abhydrolase domain containing 17A, depalmitoylase b
Exons: 5
Coding region: 517-1536 (339 amino acids)
Biological process (GO): protein depalmitoylation
Cellular component (GO): endosome membrane; plasma membrane
Molecular function (GO): palmitoyl-(protein) hydrolase activity
Source: RefSeq, a predicted model, not a curated record
GUUAUUUUAUAAGCUUAUUUAAGCUAUUCUUUCACAUAGACAUUUUUUUCAAGAUUUAGUUUUUCUAAAUUUGUUAAAUUUUUAUUCAGAGCUUUAAUGUGCAUUAUUCUAAACCACAGAGCAUCGAUAAAUCAUUUUUUAAAGCAAUAUUUGCAGCAUAUUUGUAUUAUUUAAGAGUAUUAUUAUUUAUUUUUAUUAUGAUUCCAUCGUUAUUAUUGUUAUUUUUAAUUUUAUUAGUUGUCUGUCUAUAUAUUAUUUAAAAAUCUAUUUACAAUAGUGCUUCAUUUUUCCGUCUAAUAUAUGUAAAAUAGUAGAUUUUUUUUUAAUCCCAUGUUGCUGUUGAAUCCUGGAUUGUGAUUGGUCAGAAGGUGUGGAUUCAAUUUCUAUAAGAGUAGCGCGGGUUUAUAUUAGCGCGCUCGUUCUACUAUCGUUUCUAUAGCAACAGCUUGUUCGCAUAUGGCGAGGAGACGUUAAUCGAACCUUUUAUGGAAGGAGUCUCCAGUGUCGGAGUUGACGAUGAAUGGCCUGUCUGUCAGUGAGCUGUGUUGCCUGUUCUGCUGUCCUCCAUGCCCGAGCCGUAUCGCCGCUAAGUUGGCCUUCCUGCCCCCCGAGCCCACCUACACCCUCCUGCCGGAUCUGGAAGCAGGCCCGGUGUCCACCAGCUCCACCACGGCGCCUGGUCUGCGCUCUCGAGGCGGCUCUGCAGCAGGAGGAGGAGGAGGAGGAGGUGCCGGCGGCGGCGCUGUCGUAGGUGUGGGCGGGGGUGUUGGAGGAGGUGUAGGAGGAGGAGAGGGGCGCUGGAAGCUCCAUCUCACAGAACGGGCCGAGUUUCAGUAUUCCCAGCGGGAGCUGGACGUCACCGAAGUGUUCCUGACGCGCUCGAGUCGAGGGAACCGAGUGGGCUGCAUGUACAUCCGCUGCGCUCCCACAGCACGGUUCACCGUGCUCUUUUCCCACGGUAACGCUGUAGAUCUGGGGCAGAUGAGCAGUUUUUACAUCGGCCUGGGGACGCGCAUCAACUGCAACAUCUUCUCCUACGACUACUCGGGCUACGGCGUGAGCACGGGAAAACCGUCCGAGAAGAACCUGUACGCGGACAUCGACGCGGCGUGGCAGGCUCUACGCACGCGGUACGGCAUCAGCCCCGAGAACAUCAUCCUGUACGGGCAGAGCAUCGGCACGGUGCCCACGGUGGACCUGGCGUCGCGGUACGAGUGUGCGGCCGUCAUCCUGCACUCUCCGCUCACCUCGGGCAUGAGGGUCGCCUUCCCCGACACCAAGAAGACCUACUGCUUCGACGCGUUCCCCAACAUAGAGAAGGUGUCGAAGAUCACGUCUCCGGUGUUGAUCAUCCACGGGACGGAGGACGAGGUGAUCGAUUUCUCGCACGGCCUGGCCCUGUACGAGCGCUGCCCCAAAGCUGUGGAGCCGCUGUGGGUGGAGGGGGCGGGGCACAACGACAUCGAGCUCUACAGCCAGUACCUGGAGCGUCUGCGCAGGUUCAUCGGCCAAGAACUGGCAAUCCAGCACACCUGAGCACCUCCCACACAUCUCUCCCCCUCUCUCUCUCCCUCUCUCUCUCUCUCUCUCCCUCUCCCUCCCUCCCUCUCUCUCUCUCUCUCUCUCUCUCUCUCUCUCUCUGACCCGUUUACACUUCCUCUUUCAUGCAUCCUCAAUAAUUAGGAUUUCAUGUUUCACGAUGAAUAAAGCGCGGGUAGAGAUGCACCCAGGACUGCUCUGAAACGGACAUAAACGGAAUAGCAAUGUAUAAUCGGUGUACUUUAUUUAUUUAAUAGCUAUUUCCACAGAUAUUAUUAACCGGAAUAAACCGCCGAGUGCUCAGAGAAACAACGCUACCUCGAGGGACGAAAUAACAUUUUUUCCGUUUGCCAUAAGGGAUCUGUAAUUAUAAAUCAAUAAAAAAUGUUUUUUGAUAAAUUAGUUACGUAAGAUAAAUAUCACAUCAAAUAUAAAAUGAAUGAAUUCUAUUUAUUUUAUAUCAUUUAUUUAACUUCCCUUCCCCCGCCUGCCCCUUCCCCCCUUCUCACUCUGUUAAAACUCUUUGUGAGUUGGCUUUGAUGGAGAAAAGGGGCGGGGCCGAGCGGAUUUCAACAUUUCGGGCAUUGUUUCGGUUGGAGAAAGGGACGCUUCCUUAUACGUAUGUUUAUGUUUUGGGGGGUAAUUAUUGUUCUAUUACUUAGUUAUUAUUCUAUUGUUAUUAGUAAUUAUUCUAUUACUGAGAACAGGUACUAGGAUAAUUACUUAUUCAAAUUUAUUGUUUUUAAAACUUGAAACGAGUCUCCGCUCAAUCCAGAUGUGUUAAGCGGACGUGUAAACGGAGUCUCUCUUACUUCCUUUCUUUCUGUCUGUCUCUCUCUCGGUUUUUCCUCUCUCUCUUUUUAUAUUGUCGACAUGUCUCCGGUGGGAGUGAGACAGGUGUCGAUAAACCGGCGUGGACUCCUCCACGUUUAUACGGACUUCGUUGUUGUUUGGAGCGACUCGAUGCUGACGACCGACCGCGGAGGUUCUCGCUACUUUGAUGCGGUUGUUCUGACCUCCUCUCUGUGUGUGUGUGUGUGUGUGUGUGUGUGUGUGUGUGUGUGUGUGUGUGUCCUCGAUGAGCGACAGUGCUGGAAAACACACCAGGCUCGAACGUCUUUCUCUUCCUCGAUCGGUAGAGUUUACGGGAGCUGCUUUUUCGUAGCCUUCCUACGUUAAUUAGCGUCGUUAUUGCUGCGAUUAAACUUCGCCCCGUUUUUAUUAUCAUUAACGCGUGCGCUCUUUUCCUUCUGAGUUUUAAAGGUUCCGUACCCCGUCAUUAAGCUCCAUUCGGUCAUUCGGCGUAGCGACGUAAUGAGCUGACUAAUAACCGCGGGAUUAGUAUAAAGCUGUGGAAUGUGUGACCUCGGGCCAGCGUCUUAGAACACGAUAUCCAUGAAAGCGGAUGGUUUUUCCUUCCCCGUAUGCGGUCACACAUGUCCCAUUUGUGUGUGAGACACGAAACCGAGCCCCUACCACAUCCGAGGAACAGGUGUGUGACGCUGUGAUUCUCGCUGUCUCACCCCAGGGGGUGCUGGAGUGAAAAGACACGCGAUAUUUCGCUCGAGGCGGGGAUAAACCAAAGAUGCCGAUCUCUAGCGUUCGUCUCCGACGGAUCAGAAUCUCAGACCUACCACAAUCCCUAUUCUUCAAUCAUCGACCCCGCCCCACCCCGGGGUGACUCGUGACUCAUCCGUUUACCUUUAACCCGUCUCCUUUAAUCACCCGUUUUAGACUAUCGCGAUAGGUCACGCUGACGAUGCGAUAAACCUUUACUUCUUUGCAUAUAAACGAUCAUUGUUUAGAAAUAUGUUGACGUUGGCGUUCGAGACAAAGCCUUACGGCGAAUCAAAAUGGCAGCUACGUUAAUAUUUUACAAAACUGGCGAGUAGGAACGUACCGGCUCAGGAGAUAUCCGUUACGGUUUUCAGAACGAGUACCUGCAUACGUGUACCCGCGAACACCGUCCUUAAUUUAACGGAUUUAGAUGUAUUUUUCAGAAUUCACCCGAAUUUUAAGUGUCUUCAAAUGCAGUACAGAGUGUAUCCAGUAGGGGGCGAUGAUGACUGAAAUGACGACAUAACACCAGGAGUCAUCUCCGAUCUCAGCAGCUAUGUUUUUUUUUGUUGUUUAUUUGCGGAAAACUACUCUAACCGGCCGAGUGCGCGUCGUGACGACGUCACAUGGCGCGUCUUCGUGUAACUUUGAGAUUUUUCCUGGGUUUUGCGUUUAAUUUCGGCGAUGGCGAAAGGCGUGAGGGACCGAUCUAUCAUACGAUGCAAUUUCCUUAACCUCUGAUCGAUGAUGUGAUUCUCAGGUAGCGUUAAUUCGCGAGUGAUGACGUAGAUAAGAACUGUUUAAAAAAAAAAAAACACACACACAAUCACGUUACGAAGUUACAGUCCGAUCUCCUCGCUGGUGGCAGUUUAUCGUUUUUUUUUUUCUUCUUCUUGGUUUUUUUCAGUAAUAUAAUGACUUCUAAUGAAGAACAAUCGCUUUAUGAUCGUUGCAUGGAUCCAUUUCGAUCGGAAUCACAGAUUCGCGACACACUCGCUACGCACCUGAACAGAUAAAUAGACCGAGAUACAAACGAAUAAUAAAGAAGCGUCCAACCGUCAACAGUGGUGGUUCAUUUAGGAACCAGGACAGAAGUGUAAAAGUGAAAAUGCCCUGCAGGCGUAGAGAGCUCGUCGCCGUUUCAGUGUCUGUGUAGCGAUGAUGGAAAUGAAAUAAAGGAGCGCGGCAGGUGUGAGCGCAGUCGUAGACAAACCGUGGCGCGUGUUUGAGUGUGUGGAAGACGAAAGACUCGAGCCAAGGCACUGGACAAAGCUCAAACUGUCCGAGGAUCAGCUGUGGAGCUGCUGUUUGGUGUGUGUGUGUGUGGGGGUGGGGGUGAGGGGGGGCACAAGUGUUUGGGGGACAAGUGCAACACAGGGGCAGGCUUUGGGAAUGAGGAUUAAAUUGUGAGAAUACUGUGUGCGUGUGUGUGUGUGUGUGUGUGUGUGUGAGAGAGAGAGAGAUUUCAUGGAGGACCCAGAUGGACUCGUUUCGACGCUCCAGACCAACGUUUAGAUUCUGAACUGAUUUUUUUUUUUUUCUUCUCUUGCUGAUUUAAAGAAGCUUAAGUUAUAAGAGUCUUUUGUAAAAGCACUCGGAUGGACGUACUGUAUCAUAUUUACACACACACACACACACACACACGUGUACAUGACAUUUUCUUCCUUAGGGGUAUUUUUUAUUUUUUUAAUUGAUUUAUUUUCUCCUCUUCCUCGGGGUUAAACGGGUUUUCCAGGUGGUGUGUUUAUUGUCAUGGUUGUGUCCACUUACACAUUGUUUAUUGUAAUAUAUAAUAAUAAUAAUUAUAAUAAUUAUAAUGAUUAUAAAACUGUUGUUUUUAGUUUUUCCAGAUUAAAGAUGAUCUUAGAGAAUUAAAAAAAGGAUGAAUUGAUUAUAAGAGUGAAGCGUUCUUAUUCAAUACGAUUCUGAGGGUGUGUGUGUGUGUGUGUGUGUGUGUGUGUGUGUGUGUGUGUGUGUGUGUCUCAAAGCGCAUGUUAACAGCAACAGAUGGACUCUCUCAUACGUCCCAAUUAUCUUUUCUGUUUUAAUGGUCUGCUCCUCACAGACUGUAAAAUGAUGGAGGCCGAGACGCUUCACACGGACAGAUGGAGCUGAAGACACACACACACACACACACACACACACACACACACACCUGCGUCGUUCUUACAAGACUGCAUGUGUGGUUUAAGUCUGUGUUAAGCUCUCCAGCUGUUUAACUGCGCCUGUGUGUGUGUGUGAGUGAGAGAGAGAGAGAGAGAAAAAGCAAGAGGUCGAUACCUGAGCACAGCCGGCUUUCCUUCAACACACACACACACACACAAACACAGUAUGUGUCGGUCAGUCCUGCCUGAGGCUCUAAAAUCUGGGAAAGGGUAAGCAUAUAACACGUUAUCGUUACUAUAGUAACCGCUCCUUCACAGGGACGUGUACAGCAGACGCGCCACGUAAACAGACCGUGUGCAGCACGAUAGUGGACGUGGUGAGGUUUGGAGGUUAUGGAAGGAGUCUCCAGUGUCGGCGCUUUCUAACCGUCGGGUUGUGGUGAUUUGUUUGUUUAUUUAUUUAUUUUUAUUUAUAAUUUAUAAUUAAAUAAUAAUAAUUUAUAUUUUUUUAUUUUAUAGUGGAAAAUAAUAAUCAUCAUCAUAAUAAUAAUAAUAAUAAUAAUCUCCAUCACACAUUGUGUGUGUGUGCUGGAUUGAAAGGUCCAGACUCACGCU